Messenger RNA from Phanerochaete carnosa HHB-10118-sp, 510 nucleotides. RefSeq lists its product as uncharacterized. Gene Ontology annotation, molecular function: DNA binding. NCBI's taxonomy places the organism in Eukaryota, Fungi, Basidiomycota, Agaricomycetes, Polyporales, Phanerochaetaceae. Bases 17 to 499 code for a protein of 160 amino acids. The record is from RefSeq and is a predicted model, not a curated record. The transcript has a single exon.
GCUGCCACCUAAUGCCAUGCAAAUGCCUUCGAAUACACCUUUGCAGCAAAACCCCCAAGCCAAUCACACCCCUGGCGUCCUUGGCACACACGGCCUUCCUAUGCAGCAGCAGCCGCCUCGGUCCGGCCCUACACCUCUAUCUCACAUGAACAUGCCGCAGAAUGGAAUGCAAAGCUCGCCAGGCAUGCCGGCGCCAAUGGCGAGUCCGCCGAACGCCAAUCAGCCUCCUCAGCCUCCAAUCUCGAACGGUAUGCCACAGUUCGCUCAGCAACAACAGUUCCAACAGGCUCAGCGCCCCGGGCAAGGCCAAAUCCCCUCUCAGACCCAGAUUCCUGCUUUGCCCGCUGAAGCGUUCAAGGCAGCAUACGGCCAGUGGUGCCACAAGCAGAACAUUGCUCACGACGAGCAGCUCUUGCAGAUCGAGGGCAAGAGAAUUGAUCUGCACCGGUUGCAUCAGGAGGUCAUCGCGGCUGGGACAAUGCACAGAGUGCGUAUCUGAUAUUGCCCUUC